AUGCGAACAGGUUUGGCGUUUUCUGUGAAAACGCAAAGCAGGAUCGCAUUUUCUUCAGAGGGUAUGACAUUUGGUAGCAAGGAAACACUUCAAUGUGCUCUAUCUGGGUGGUCAAUAAUUAAAAAUGUAGAGUUCAAGAAAUCAACCUCCAAUAAGACACGUCUAACAGUAGUAUGUGUCCAACACGAUAACCAAACUCGUCCUUGUCUUUGGCGUCUCCAUGCAGCAAAGAGUAAACGCCUCGGAGGGGUAUGGAAGAUUUCAACUAUAACCGGGAGACAUACAUGCACCAACCCGAUAUUGUCUGCAAGUCACCGGAAUUGUACUUCGAAGUUCAUCUGCCAAUUUAUAAUAGGAACCUUAAGACAACAACUAGAUUUAAAACCAAAAGAAAUCAUUACCCGAAUCAGCUCAAAAUUUGAUGUUAAGGUAUCAUAUAUGAAAGCUUGGGAUGCACGAAGAAAAGCAAUAAGAUCAGUAUUUGGUAGUUAUGAAGAAUCAUACAGUUCGUUAUACCGGAUGAUGGAAGCAAUACGUUUAGCAGUACCUGGUUCUGUUUAUAAUAUUCAAGUAACACAGGGGAUGCGAUUCAAGAGUAUUUUCUGGUCCUUUGGCCCUAGCAUUGUGGGAUGGAAAUAUUGUCGUCCAAUACUUUGUCUUGAUGGUACUUUCCUAUUAGGAAAAUAUAGAGGAACAUUGCUUGCUGCUGUUGGUGUCGAUGGAAAUGGUGGGUUAUACCCACUUGCAUUUGUAGUGGUUGAAUCCGAAUCAAUUGAAUCAUGGAUAUGGUUCCUGCAGAUGCUGCAUGAUCUCAUUGUAAGUACACAUUCACGUCCUGAUUUAUGUAUUAUAUCUAACAAACAUGCCGGUUUGAUACGCGGUUGUUGUGAGAUUUUUCCUUGGGCUGCACAUCGACACUGUCUCCGUCAUCUGCGAGAAAAUUUUAAGAAAGUUUUGCGCCGGCUCGCCAUCCCUAAUUGUGAUGCUGUUUGUGAUAAAAUGUAUUGGGCAGGAAAUACAGACGAUAUUAAAAUCCACGAAAGGCACAUGAGAGACAUACAAAAUAUAAAGAAAGAGGCUUACGAUUGGUUAAUGGAGAGGGAUCGUACAAAGUGGGCCCUAACUUAUGAUGGUGGAUUUCGGUAUGGAGUAAUGACAACAAAUGCCUCUGAAUGCUUUAAUGGCGUCCUACGAAGAGCUCGCAGAUUACCUAUACAAGGCCUAAUCAUGAGUAUAUAUUACAAUCUAGUCUCCUUAUUCAUAAAGCGAACAACAAAGGUUGAACAGUGGACUGCUUCCGAUGGCUCAGCAUUUGUCCCACACACAAAGGCUGUUCUGGAAUUGGCUGGACGACAGGCUCGUAGAAGUCCACAACCAACCCAGAUUAAUAACCAUGAGUUUAAGGUGUUUGACAUGUCAUGUAGUUCAUUUCACUUUGUUAUUACAUCUCCACAAACAUGUAUUUAUUCGUGUGGUCACCCACAGAUUUAUCACAUGCCAAGCAAACAUGCAGUGACUGCCUUAAGUUCACGACGUUGGGAUCACAAUGCUUUUGUAUCGACCUACUACAGCUUAGUCUGUUACAAAGAAAAUGCGAUCCUGCUUUGCGUUUUCACAGAAAACGUCAAACCUGUUCGCAUUUCUGCUCCUUUUUAA
Dendrobium catenatum is the source of this 1656-nucleotide messenger RNA. RefSeq lists its product as uncharacterized. Bases 1 to 1656 code for a protein of 551 amino acids. The record is from RefSeq and is a predicted model, not a curated record. The transcript has a single exon. NCBI's taxonomy places the organism in Eukaryota, Viridiplantae, Streptophyta, Magnoliopsida, Asparagales, Orchidaceae.